GGGAGGGGGGGUCGGGGGGAGACGAGGCGGCGUCCGCCACUUGUAAACACCAUGUAAACACUUUCGCUUUCACUGAAGAAAGUAAAAACCUAUUAUGUUUGUUCUUUAAAACGCUUUUAAUGUGUGGAUUAAUUAUGCUGAUUGCAUAUUUAUGUGACUCUUGUUGUUGUCAUUAAAUUGUCAUGGUUCCUGCAGAUUUAAGUCCAACAUCACCACUUUCCAGCAAAGUCUGGAAAUCUGAUUUGUACCGCCUUCAACAAGAGGCACCCAAAGCUAAAGCUAUCGUAGCCGAUGGUCCUGUCCCAGGAAGACCAGCUCAAUUUGGAGGGGAAUUCCAUGGUGUGUUGUCACAUCAAGAUGCCCUUCGCCUUCUAAGAGAUGAUGGGGACUAUUUGGUUCGUCUCAGUGCUGGCAAUGAUGGAUUCCACACACUGUCGUUGCGAUUCAACAAGAAAGUUAGCCAUUAUAAACUUUACUUUGAUGGUCAGUUUUACGUACGUGCUAAUGACAAACGGUAUGAGUCAGUUAAGGAUUUGGUCGCCGAUGGUCUUGUUACAUUACAUAUGGAACAAAAUGCAGCCCACUACAUUGAGAGAAUGCAUCAGCACUCUUAUGAACAGAGUCCUUACAUGACCCUCAAUAAAUUGAAACGAAGGGUCUUAAGACAGCAUUCAUCAAGAAAACAACAGAUAGCUGCUGUUGAUGGACUGCCUGAAAAAAAGAGUGCAUUGAGUGAAGCCAUAGCAGUUUCUGAAGGAGCUGAUCAGAAGCCUCAUACAUUUAGAGUUCAUACUUUUAAAGGUUUGAACUGGUGUGAACUCUGUGGAAACUUUCUAUGGGGAUUUACUGCGCAAGGUGUAAAAUGUGAAGAUUGUGGAUUUAGUGCUCACAACCGCUGCUCAGAAAAAGUGCCUUCUGAUUGUCAGCCUGAUUUAAAAAACUUUAGGGGUGUGUUUGGCCUUGAUUUAACAACUUUGGUUAAAGCCCAUCGCACUCUAAGACCAUGGGUCUUGGAUAAAUGCAUUGCAGAGAUGGAGGGACGCGGGCUUACAUCAGAGGGUCUCUAUAGAGUUUCUGGCUUCCAGGAUGAAAUUGCCUCCCUCAAACUUGCUUUAGAUAGAGAUGGCGAGCAUGCAGAUUUAAGUCCUCAAGCCUAUGACAAUAUAAAUGUUAUAGCUGGUACUCUGAAGUUGUAUCUGAGAUUACUUCCUAUACCUUUAAUUAGUUUUGAAGUUCAUCCUGUUCUCAUGAAAGCAGCGCAAGCCAGUUCACUGGAGACAAAACUGAAAGGAAUUAAGGAUGCCCUUUCUCUUUUACCUCCACCUCAUUUCCAUACACUCAAAUAUUUUGUUGAGCACUUAAACAGGGUUGCUCAACUCAAUGAAGUCAAUAAAAUGACUUCUCACAAUCUGAGCACUGUAUUGGCUCCUACGCUAAUGCCAACACCAGACCUUGCACUUUUCUCUGGCAGUAUUCCAGCUAUGGUUCAUGAAAUCACAUCUUUGGAACUGAUUAUAUCACACCAUGACAGUAUCUUUGUUUAGAACUUUUUUUUAAAUAGAUAAAUCUCUUUUAUAUUUCAUUUUAAUGUGUUGAAUAUUGAGGGUGCAAAAUGUAUUAUGGUGUAAGCAGCACAAGUAUUUUGUUAGGUAACGUGUUAAAUGUAGUUAGGGUUUGUUUUUUUUAUCUAAAGGGAUAUUUUUUAUGAGUCUAUACUAUUGAUUUGUAUUAUUUAUUAAUCAAUACAGCAUUUUUAUUCA
Frankliniella occidentalis (western flower thrips) is the source of this 1760-nucleotide messenger RNA. RefSeq names its product beta-chimaerin (gene RhoGAP5A). The transcript has 9 exons. Gene Ontology annotation, biological process: signal transduction; regulation of GTPase activity. NCBI's taxonomy places the organism in Eukaryota, Metazoa, Arthropoda, Insecta, Thysanoptera, Thripidae. The record is from RefSeq and is a predicted model, not a curated record. The coding region runs from base 183 to 1544 and encodes 453 amino acids. Gene Ontology annotation, molecular function: GTPase activator activity.